Messenger RNA from Aspergillus niger, 687 nucleotides. RefSeq lists its product as hypothetical. Bases 1 to 687 code for a protein of 228 amino acids. The record is from RefSeq and is a predicted model, not a curated record. NCBI's taxonomy places the organism in Eukaryota, Fungi, Ascomycota, Eurotiomycetes, Eurotiales, Aspergillaceae. The transcript is spliced from 7 exons.
AUGCCAUCGAGAGGCGAAAAACGAUCACAUGCCAUGUGUGAGUGUUUGGCGCUAACCACGUUUACGGUCGCAAGGCAACCGAUGAUGCCGAUUUUGGUGUGGUGCGCCUUCGAGAAGUCUUCUAGAAGAGGGUUGGGGUUUGGGGAUCAUGGCGACGAUGGGUUCAGGUUGCGGCUAGCAGACUUUUCCUUCCUGUAUAGGCCAAUGACGGUGGAGAUAAUUUGGUAUGAGGAAGAAGAUUUUGAUCUCCAGAUCGGUGCCCGAUGCGAAGAUUGUGUAGACCGCCUCGGGGCUUUUGUCCUUGUUGUUACGAGAAAGGCGGAUAUCAAGUUAUCAACACCUUCCAAGUAUAGCAACACAACACAUCUGUGGUUGUUUGUUGCAUCGAGGCCACUCUCCAGUAUUAAGACUGAGCAGCCGUUUAACGAGGCUAGCGUGUAUCUUUGCGCGGCGAGAUUCCGUCGGAUGCGGGAUUCCCAGCGCACAGAAUUCCGCAUACUAGGGCCAGGUCCGUAUGGACGGAGUAAUCACGGAGAAACUGAUCCCCUUUCCGGGCUAGCCGGAAGGGCUAGGAGUCACAUGAUGGCAAUGACUUUUCCUGGUGCGGCGUACCUCGAAUACGCGCUAUCCCGAGCUCACAACCAAUGGCAUGUCUCACGUUACCUCAAUUUGCUGGUUCACACUUGA